CUAUUCUUCAUCAAAAACCAACGAUCAAGCCUGAGGAUACGCCUGUUUAACUUCUCACUCAAGCUUCUCACUUGCCUUCUUUAUAUUGUCCGCGUUCUGCUGGAUGACCCAGAACGGAUAGGAUGCUGGGAAUGUGAGAAACACAUCUACUCCUCCUUCAAUCAAUCAUCAUCAGAAAUCAACUGGUAAAGGGGGUUGGCAGCUUUUCUGAAGGUUGUUGCGGAGCUUCGGUUUUAACAGGGAGCCUGGUUUAAUUUCUGGGUGAAACCAAGCAGUGAAAAGAACCCCCAGGCUGCUAAAAUACACAUCUAUUAAAAACAAAAAGAACAUCGAAAUAAUGCACAAGCAUGUUUGCUGGUCCACCCUCCCUUUGCCCUAUAGGAUGUUGUUUCUCCUUGAUAUU
Molecule: messenger RNA, 403 nt
Organism: Thamnophis sirtalis
Lineage: Eukaryota; Metazoa; Chordata; Lepidosauria; Squamata; Natricidae
Source: RefSeq, a predicted model, not a curated record